Molecule: messenger RNA, 606 nt
Organism: Ornithorhynchus anatinus (platypus)
Lineage: Eukaryota; Metazoa; Chordata; Mammalia; Monotremata; Ornithorhynchidae
Product: C-X-C motif chemokine 11
Exons: 4
Coding region: 46-351 (101 amino acids)
Biological process (GO): antimicrobial humoral immune response mediated by antimicrobial peptide; chemokine-mediated signaling pathway; neutrophil chemotaxis
Cellular component (GO): extracellular region
Molecular function (GO): chemokine activity; CXCR chemokine receptor binding
Source: RefSeq, a predicted model, not a curated record
CCUGAGGUAAGACGGCAGCGGCUACAGCCCCGGCCACCCCCAAGCAUGGCGGGGAAGGCGUCUAACCUCCUCGUGGCCCUGGUUCUGCUCGCCACACUGAUGCCAGUCGUCCCCAGGUUCCGAGGGAGUCGCUGCCUCUGUAUCGGCCCCAGAGUGAACUCGGUGACCCCGAUGCAGAUCAAGAGCAUCUCUGUCUUCCUCCCGACCAGCACCUGUGACCGCAAGGAGGUGAUCGUCACCCUGAAGAAGGGGAAGGGGCAGAGGUGUCUGAACCUGGACUCCAAGCAAGCUCAACUCAUUCUCAAGAGAAUAGUGGAAAUAAAAAAGGUCCCGCAAGAGAAGAGGACCUGAGAAGCCCAUCCCGAGGCUACAGUCCCGGACCUGUAAGCUCCCGGGGCCUGGUGGCGCCUUUUUUUCCGACCCCUCUCUCCAGGUUCCUCCCGGAUGCCUGCAGCUCGAACCUUCCCCCCACGUGGCUGCUUUCCUUCGCUCGCCCUUGCUCCAGUCACCGUCCUCUGCGUACUGGGCCUUCUCUGCGCUGGAACCAAGGAUAACCGCCAGGCUGCCAGCAUAUACUCUGCAAUAAAAUUGUGAACAUUAAAACCA